CCACCUUCCACUUGGGUAUUUUGCAAUAGUUUUCUGAGCCCCCUGGCUAAGAGGGGCCUUAGAGGUCAUCUAGCCUAGCAUUGUAUAGGAAGGAGGAACAGCAUGUGUGUCGCUUGCUGAAAGUCAGAAAGAAAUAGAGCCAAAGCCGAUCUAGGACUGUACUUAGCACGGGGACUGGCACAGAGCAGGCACUCAAGAAAUCUAUUGAUUGACUCCGUUCUUUCCACCCAGCUAAGCUGCCUUUAUUUCAGUUAAUAAUUUAUUUUGUCUUGUAGGAUCAGAAGAGCACUUCGUUAAGUGAUAUAAAUGUCUGGUAGUGAGAACUAACAUUUGGAUUGGUUCAGGAUGAGUCUCCUGCUGCCCAAGCUUGCAUCCAAAAAAGAAGUAGACCAGGCAAUAAAAAGUACUGCAGAAAAGGUUUUGGUCCUCAGAUUUGGAAGAGAUGAGGAUCCUGUCUGUCUGCAGAUAGAUGACAUCCUUUCUAAGACUUAUCAUGACUUAAGUAAAAUGGCUAUGAUAUAUCUGGUGGAUGUGGACCAAACACCAAUUUACACCCAGUAUUUUGACAUUAGUUAUAUUCCGUCUACUGUCUUUUUCUUCAAUGGGCAGCAUAUGAAAGUGGAUUAUGGGUCUCCAGAUCACACUAAGUUUGUGGGAAGUUUCAAAACUAAACAGGACUUCAUAGACUUGGUCGAAGUAAUCUAUCGAGGAGCAAUGCGAGGAAAACUUAUCGUCCAAAGUCCAAUUGAUCCCCAAGAACAUUCCUAAAUAUGACCUUCUUUAUCAAGGCAUUUAAAACCUCGACUUGAACCAGAGUUGAAGAGAGAACUGCAGUUGAAAUGACACAUAUAACCAAAUAUGCUGUUGUUGUGUGACCCUGUUUUCCUGAAGAGAUCACACACCAGAGAGGGGAGGAGGGUAGAAAAGGUUUGAAUUUUAUAUCAAAUUCUAAAAUGCUGUCAGACCCCUGAUUAAGAGAUCAUAUUGAAAUUGUCGGUGCAGGGGAGGGGAGAGGUGUCUCGUCACUGAUAGGCAAGUUUUGUUCUAGAGCCUUUAAAAUGUUGUAAUAGCUUGAAAUCUAUAUAAAUUUCUGCAACAGUGCCCUUGUGUAGAACGUAAAGUAACACCCAUUCUUUGUA
Messenger RNA from Phascolarctos cinereus (koala), 1139 nucleotides. NCBI's taxonomy places the organism in Eukaryota, Metazoa, Chordata, Mammalia, Diprotodontia, Phascolarctidae. The record is from RefSeq and is a predicted model, not a curated record.